Messenger RNA from Aspergillus sclerotioniger CBS 115572, 942 nucleotides. RefSeq names its product NAD(P)-dependent oxidoreductase. Lineage: Eukaryota; Fungi; Ascomycota; Eurotiomycetes; Eurotiales; Aspergillaceae. The coding region runs from base 1 to 942 and encodes 313 amino acids. Gene Ontology annotation, molecular function: NAD binding; oxidoreductase activity, acting on the CH-OH group of donors, NAD or NADP as acceptor; NADP binding. The transcript has 5 exons. The record is from RefSeq and is a predicted model, not a curated record.
AUGACUCGAAUUGGCUGGUAUGGCCUCGGCUCCAUGGGCCUCGCCAUGGCCACCAACCUCCAAAAGCAUCUCGUUAGCAAAACAGCCCCAAGUCUCAUUUAUUCCAACCGAACCAUGACCCGCGGCGAUGCCCUCAAGGCGCUCGGUGGCACGCCCGAAAUCAGCUUCUCGAAGCUCGUUGCGCAAUGCGGAAUUGUGUUCACCAUGGUCUCCAAUGACUCAGUCCUCCAACAACUUGUCUCCUCGGCUAUCGAGUCCGGGCACUCCCUUAAGGACAAGAUCUUCGUUGACUGUUCAACGGUCCACCCCGAGACGGUGAGCGCGACUGUCGCAAAGUUGAAGGAGAAGGAGGCUGCUUUCCUGGCUGCUCCUGUCUUUGGCGGGAACCCGAUCGCCGUGGAUGGGAAGUUGGUGUUUGCUAUUGGUGGGCCUAUGAAGGCGGCAGAAGUGGUGAAGCCGUUGAUUCAGGAUGUGAUGGGGAGGAAGGUGAUUGAUUGUGGUGAGGAUGCUACUCGAUCUUCACUUUUGAAGAUUGCAGGGAAUAUUGUGACCGUGAACAUGAUGGAAGCUGUGGGUGAAGCGCAGGUAUUUGCUGAACGGACGGGAUUGGGGACUGGGCCGAUGGAAGAACUCAUCGGGGAGGCCUUUGGGCCCGUGGCUGGGGGGUAUUCGAAGCGAUUGACCACUGGUGCCUAUGCACCGCCACUGGACUCUCGUCCCGGAUUCGGCGUUUCCCUGGCUAUCAAGGAUGCGAAGCAUGCAUUUGCUAUGGCCAAGGACCAUGACGUUGAAUUGCCGGGUCUGCAGGUUUCCCUCGACAACAUGGAGGCUGCCAGGAAGUAUGCCGGCGGAUGCUUGGACAGCAGUUCCAUGUACGGAGUGCUGCGCCAGAAAGCCGGCCUCCAGUUUUGGAAUGAAAAGUCUCGACAGGGAAGUUCCUGA